AUGGCAACUUUUUGGAAAACCGUUUCUUGUGGCUUGUCAAUUAUGUCAGUUUUUCUCCUCGGAAAUUUGCAUUCGAUUGUAUGCUCUGGCAAUAUGAACAAACUAUGUCCAGAUAGUUGGAUGUAUUGGGGAGGUUCCUGUUAUGUUAUAUUGCCUGGAUACAUGACAUGGUUUGACGCAGACGAAGCUUGCAAGAACAACGGGGCGUUGAUCGUUGUACCAGAAUCUCCAGAGGAGAACUCCUUCUUGCGGGGGUUAGGGAUCAAUGGCAUCUGGCUGGGCUGUUCUGAUACUGAAAAGGAGGGGCAAUGGGUGUGUCUGGAAGAGUGUGGCUUCAUGGACUGGGCAGGGCAAGGGCCAGAUAACUGGGAAGGCAUCCAGGACUGUGCAGCUAUGGUGGGCAGGUUUCAGUGGGAUGACCGUGCUUGCACUGAAUCUUACAGCGUGGUCUGCAAGAAGCCUGCCGAUGAGACCAAGUCCGAGCCACAGUGCGCUGAUCACACCUACUGCUUUGUGAUGGGUGAAGACGGACGUCCGAUAACUGACCACUGCUUGUCUGGCUACACCCUCAAGGAGAUGAAGAUCGCCACUGCCGGUCAGUGCGGUCAAGCGUGCAUCCAGGAGCCUUGCUGCCGUUCCUUCAACGUACGUCACAACGCGACAUUGCACCAGAAGGCGUGCCAGCUCAACUACGCUACCCGGGCACAGGUAAAUAGCGACAGAUUCAUCCUGACCGAAAACUGCAUGUACUUUGAAACACCCUGUUAAGCAAUGGUCCAGACAAUUUUGAGAUACCCAAGGAGAAAAAGGGGUUGCUUUUGGACACAGAAAGAUCUAUCUGCUCGACCUAUGGCUGGCAGUAACAUACAUUUCUGUGAUAAUUGGAUUGAGGUACAUGUACAUGUGUAAGUUGCCAGUGUUGUGGGAAAUUUGGACUCCACGAAAUACACUAAUAGGACAGGGCUUGAGACCACACAAUGUAUAAAGUAAAAGAGACAAGAUUUCAUAGGAGUCCAAAUUUCAUAUGACACAGGCUGCACCAAGUAAUUUAGUUUGCACCUAAUUUUCUCUGUAGUGAUGGCUAGCUUUUUCCUUGAGAUCAAUAUAUCAAAUAUAAUAGUAGAAGUAAAUUACAUGUACUUUCACCUAAAUAGAGAUGAAGAGUUUAUUUCCAAAAAGCAAUAUAUCCCUUUAAACAAGGUGAAAAAUGUUCACUGUUGGGAAAGAAUAUACAGGGU
Messenger RNA from Patiria miniata (bat star), 1238 nucleotides. RefSeq names its product C-type lectin-like. The coding region runs from base 1 to 768 and encodes 255 amino acids. The record is from RefSeq and is a predicted model, not a curated record. The transcript has a single exon. NCBI's taxonomy places the organism in Eukaryota, Metazoa, Echinodermata, Asteroidea, Valvatida, Asterinidae.